This is a messenger RNA of Protobothrops mucrosquamatus (brown spotted pit viper), 723 nucleotides long. It is a transcript of the gene TMEM37, whose product is annotated as transmembrane protein 37. NCBI's taxonomy places the organism in Eukaryota, Metazoa, Chordata, Lepidosauria, Squamata, Viperidae. The record is from RefSeq and is a predicted model, not a curated record. The transcript has 2 exons. The coding region runs from base 30 to 677 and encodes 215 amino acids. Gene Ontology annotation, molecular function: voltage-gated monoatomic ion channel activity; calcium channel activity. Gene Ontology annotation, cellular component: membrane.
CUCCUCCGCCGCCGGGAGCCCGAGUCACCAUGACAGCCAUAGCAGCGCAGACCCAGUGGUUACUUACUCGUAGAAGACCAAAGAAAUCAUUCUUCGAGACCUUUAUCAGGAGCUUAAUUAUCCUCUGUGUUGCAAUUGCCAUUGUCCUGUUGUCCAUUGCAGUAUGUGAUGGCCAUUGGCUUUUUACAAAAGGAAAACUCUUUGGGCUCUGGCAUUUCUGUACCCUCGGAAGCAACAGCACCUUGAAAUGUACCACUGAUCUCGCUUUGACCAACAUCAGAGGGAUAAGCACAGGAAUGAUCUUCAUAAGAAGCACGUUGUCUUUUGCCGUUGUUGUUGCAAUCUUUGGCCUGGAACUUCUCAUGGUCUCUCAAGUCUGCGAAGAUAUCAACUCAAGGAGAAAAUGGUCCAUGGGCUCCAUCCUCAUUCUUGCCUCAUUUCUACUGUCAUCAGCUGGAAUGGUGAGCUUCUUAAUCCUCCUGAGGGACUACAUCACUAUCCUAAGUUUUACGUUAACCUAUUGGUGUGAAUUUAUUGCAACGUUCCUUUUCUUCCUUAAUGGAAUCAGUGGACUUCACCUUAACAACCUAACAUUGCCAUGGAGCAGAGUGAGAAAAAUUAAACAUGAUGAACAGCAGCUCAACCAAAUAUCCCGAGAAUAUAUUGCAGCUCAUUAACAUUCGAGAAAGGGGAAUUGUUUAUUUUGAGAUAUAUAUGUUUGUG